AUGCCCGCAGCGGAAGUGAAAAGCGCGGGCACCGAGCGCCCACCCCAGAAGACGCGAAGACGCGCCCCUCACAGUCGAACGCAAGUCCUCAUGACAGCUCGCGCUGCGCUCUUUUUUCUACGCAACGAAAAACGGAAGCGCGCUUCCCAGGAGCCGCCAGACAAGCACGAUGCCGGCGUGCCUCUCCCGGGGGCACCCCACGAGGCGGAGCUUCGAAAGCACACAGGGGCCCGCCCGGCGACGGCUCUCGCGUCCCGACCACGAAGUCAACACGUCACAUACGUCCUUUUACACGUACACUCAGACUCGCGUACCCCAUCGGCACCCGAGUUUGGCGCCAGCGACGAAGCGAGCGCGCGCCUGGCAGCGGAGACGUCGCCGAGCGGCGCUCUUCGAAGCACGCGCUUGUCGAGGCAAAAACGGCAGCUGCGAUCCGUCACCGAGUGCAGCCCCACCUGGGGAAGGCGCGCCUAG
Molecule: messenger RNA, 474 nt
Organism: Besnoitia besnoiti
Lineage: Eukaryota; Apicomplexa; Conoidasida; Eucoccidiorida; Sarcocystidae
Exons: 1
Coding region: 1-474 (157 amino acids)
Source: RefSeq, a predicted model, not a curated record